Molecule: messenger RNA, 1056 nt
Organism: Penicillium cosmopolitanum
Lineage: Eukaryota; Fungi; Ascomycota; Eurotiomycetes; Eurotiales; Aspergillaceae
Product: N-terminal C2 domain-containing protein
Exons: 5
Coding region: 1-1056 (351 amino acids)
Source: RefSeq, a predicted model, not a curated record
AUGCAGGCUUUUGUCCCGAAAAAUAGGAGGCCCCGAUUUGAGCUUGUAUUGAGGAUAAACGACAUCAACAAUGUUCCCUUGGGCAAUGGCGUCGCGUACGUACGAUGGCGCCUACCGUCAGGCGUCUCAGCAGAGCAUCAGGGUCACACAGAAAAGGCAACUCUCAGUGACCAUCGUGCAUACUGGAACUAUGAAAAGGUCCUCAACGUGAGGCUCACUAUCGACAGGGCAUCUACGCUCCAGGACUGCGAAAUCUUGUUCGAAAUCAUUCAAGAGUUCCACUCUUCAAUAGAGAAGAAUGUGCUUGGAAAAAUCAAGCUCAACCUUGCGGAAUAUGUGGAUAAGGUUGAAGAAGAUGAAGGUGUCGUUAGACGAUACCUUAUGUUUGACAGCAAAGUCAAUAGUACCGUUAAGAUUGGGAUUGCGAUGCACCAAACGGAAGGAGAUCGAGGCUUCACUACGCCAAAUCUGAAAUCGGCCACGGUCUUCGGAGGUAUUGCGGGCGUGGUUCAUUCUUCUGAGCCAUUAGAUUCGGACGAGAUCGGCCAGAUGCCCUCGAUCAACACACAAACCAGAGAGACUGCCGACAUGCAAGACCUAUAUCGAAGAACCCUAGCGGCCUCGUGGACGUCUCGAUCAUGCGACUUGCCUGCCGAUAAACUAGUGGAGGAGCUGUUCUCAGGCAGCUCAUGUUGGAACAAUGACGUCCAUAACACUGUGAAUGGAAGCUACGUGGGGCCUGACCAUCGGGAUAACUUUUUGGACCCUGAAGCUGGGGCCCGACAGUCACGCUCCGGCAAGAGAUUGUCGCCUAGCCUAUCACCCGGAUUUGAGAGGCGGCCGAAAAGCACCUCAAGUAACCACUCCCGCAGCAGCUCGAAAACGCCAGACUCUCGAUCUACACUGGGCAAUGCUCAAAAGGGCGGCAGUCUUGAACAGCAACUUUAUGAUGGGGCAAAGGGCCGUGGUUGGAAGGGACGACAUGCUGAGCAUGAGCUGUGCGAAUUUGAUGUCCGAGAUGAUCUUCGAAGUUGGGAGGUUGCCUCUAAUAGGUAG